Molecule: messenger RNA, 1418 nt
Organism: Moneuplotes crassus
Lineage: Eukaryota; Ciliophora; Spirotrichea; Euplotida; Euplotidae
Source: the annotation of a GenBank genome assembly
UUGAAAAUAUCUUUAAAUAUCAAAAAGACUGAGAAUGAUCUUUUCCAGGAAUUCGAUCAGCUAAGUCAAAGUUCUCUCCUCGAUGUCAUGGUGGAUGCCAUGAUGGAUCCUGUCAAAGAAGAACUCCCAGCCAUUGCUCAAUUGACAGUUUAAAGAGUCUUGAGCCUCAAAAGCAUGACCAUAUCCAAGCUCACGAGUCUAUCGACCAGGGCCUAUUUGUUUAGACCCACAUGUCAAAGAACCUGUUGAAGAUCCCAUGGUCAAAGAGCCUGUUGAAGAUCUCAUGGUCAAAGAGCCUGUUGAAGAUCUCAUGGUCAGAGACAGCUCCAAAGCCACUAGCUCAACUCCAAAAGUGACACCUGAAAUGAAGAUAUUCAAAAUAUCUACUUGACCACAGAAAAAUGGUGGCCAGCUCAAUUCCCCAUCAAAGGUCGAUACAAACAAAGAAGCCAUGCCUAUCAAAGACGAUCACACUGAAAUUGACUCUAAUAAAGUUGCGAUUGCAGUAACAGAGCCGAAGUCAGUUAAAAGACCCCGAAGAGAUGUCACAUACAAGACCAUUCUCAGAAAGUGCAGAAAGUUCUACCAGACCAGGUUCAACCACCACACUGGUUAUCUCAAAAACAAGAAGAAAGAACCCUGCAGCUUCUACAGAGCCUGCAUCCUCAAGUUCAUCGACUCGUACUUCGAGUACAACACACACCUCAACGUGAGUUUCCACCUGGGGUGUCUGCUGUAUCCGCAAGAGAUGACCAGAGGCAUCGAGAGCUUUGUGUACCCAAAUGGAGUCAAAACGUUCACUCCGAAGAAAGUUGUGAAGCGCAAGAUUGAGACUCACAAGCAGCAAGUUGACAAACUGCACAGCAUCUUGUACAAGUUCACUCACGAAAAGCUCGACAAGUUCAUAUCUGUUCCGGAACUGGCUGCAAUCUUUGUCAACUUCUCUGAAAAUGUACUCUCCAAAGCCUUCUAUUUUUCUAGCUGAUGAAAUCACCUUUUUAAAUGUCGUCAUUUGGAAGGACCUUCAGACCAACCCCAUGUGGGAUGUCUCUAUCAAGCUGUUCUUGGUAGAAGACUUCAUUGGGGAAGGCAAUUCUUCCUUCUCCAACUCUCUGGUUUAAUUUGGUGUUCCAGCUGUCUUCGUAGAAGCCUUCAGGCAUGACAGAAACAUUUUUAAUCUCGAAGUUCUUCUUGUGGACAUGGUCCCCUCUGUCAAGCUCUUCUUCGAUUCUGUGUCUGUGAUCUUCAUAAAGGUCUCUGAUUUCAUCUUCGAGUCUUUGGUCAAGGCUUCAUUCAAACUUUUGAGUUUUUAAAAAUAACUUUGAGCUCUUCCAACUCCAUUAGUAGUAGAAACUGUAAUGAUUCUCUUCUCCAUAGUUACCCCUUCUUCACAUUUGAUGAACAUCAAAUUUCAUUUU